AUGGAUGGUAUAGAGAUAGAUUUGUCACUUUGUGGAUUUUGUAGAGAUAAAAUCGAGCCAGGAGUCGAAAGAUAUCGCUGUUCAGAGUGUGUUGGACUAUUCCUUUGUACAAAAUGUUACCACUCCCCUCAAUCGAAUUUAGCUCACACUGAUAAAGCACCAUUACCUCAUUUUUGUAAUAUUGAAACAAAAUCUGAUAUAAACUAUUGGAGCUUUAUUAAAUGCGAUACAGUCUAUCAAAGUUUUGUCAAUUCAUUCACUUCAUUUUCAAAAAGAAGAUGUAUUGGUGUACGAAAUGAAAAUUCAACAACUAAUCCAAUCAACUGGUUGACCUAUGAAGAGAUUUAUGAUAAAUCACAAAGAUUUGGCACUAGUUUAACAAAAUAUAUUCCAAGGGAAUCAAAAGUUGGUACUAUGUUGGAAAGUUUACCAGAAUGGUAUUACGUUGAAUUUGCAUGUUUAUAUUAUGGAUUCACAAUGAUCACAAUAAAUCAACAUCUAAAUAAAGCUCAACUUCCAAUUAUUCUUAACAAUGGAGAACCAUCAGUUUUAGUUGUUUCAAAAUAUACACUACCAAGAUUGAUAGAUGUUAUUGAUCAAUAUUCUAAAUUGACCAUGGUGGUUCAUGUUGGUGAUGAAUUCGAUGAGAAUCUUAUAUCCAAAUUACCACAAAACGUUCAAUUCAAAAUGAUGUCUGAAUUAAUCGAUCAAACACCAACAGAUCAAAUUGGUUCACACUCUCCUCUGGUUGAUGGAAUAUUGGCAUUAGUUUACUCGAGCGGGUCAACAGGUAUUCCAAAGGGUCAAAUACAAACAAAUAGACAACUAUUGAAUGUUUUGCAAAAGACCUAUACCCCUGAACUUUAUUUCUUAACAAUGAGUUUUUUGUCUUUAUCUCAUGCUCAAAGAAUAUUCGAUCUAUGUACAAUUCUUAAUGGUGGAAAGAUAGUUGUUUACAGAUCAACAAAUUUGGAUUCAUACUUAAAGGAUGUUAUUUAUAUCAGACCAACCUAUUUCUGGGGCUUACCUUCAUUUUGGAAUCAGUUUUACACAAGAUAUCAAUAUCAACUUCAAUCAAUUAAAGAUAACAAUCCACAACUAUCAGAGUUGGAAUUGAAAGAACUUGCUAUCAAUGAAUCAAGAUCUAUGUUAGGUGAUAGAGUUCAAUUGGUUGUCACAGGUGGUUCUGUGAUCUCUCAAGAUAUUUUACAUUUUAUGAAAGAUUGUUGGGCUGACAAGGUAAUAAAUCUCUAUGGUUCCACAGAGUGCUAUCAUAUAACCGUCAACGAUGUUUUAAAUCCAGAUGUCCAACACAAAAUCAUUCCUAUUCCAGAGCAUCCAAACUCCGGUCAACAUCCAGUUGGAGAAUUGGUUGUCUUGUCUCCAAGAGUAAUCAAAGGUUAUUAUAGAAAUGAAGAAGCAAACAUAUGCUUUCAAGAUGGAUGGUUCUACACUGGUGAUAUUGUAGAAGAGUAUGAACCAAGAAAAAUAAGAAUUCUUGAUAGAGUUAAAAAUUCAUUUAAAGGUCCUCAAGCAAAAUAUGUCUGUCCUGAAACAAUUGAAAGUUAUUUCUACACCUCUUCGCUAAUCAGAAAUAUCUUUUUAUACGGAGAUUCUUAUCAUGAAUUUUUGGUAGCAAUUGUCAUUCCAUCCGAUGAAGCAUUGGAAAGAUUCAAUGCUUCGAUUAAAGAUUCAAAUCUAAAUGAUAAUGUUAAACUUAGAAAUUAUAUUUUAGAGGAUAUAAAACUAAUUACAAAUCAAAAGAGUAUUGCAUUCUGGGAGUCACCGCGCGUCAUUAAACUAGACAACACAAUCUGGUCACCUGAAAACAACCUCUAUACUGGAACCUCUAAGAUGGAUCAAGUAAUUGAUCUUCUCACAAGCUAUCUCGAACAACCAUUCGAUGAACAAAAUGAUAGUUCUAAUAUAAACAACCCAACUUAUGAUAUACUCUUGGCACCAUUAAAGGUAUCAACACUCGAUCAAAUCUCAUCUAUUGCUACCAACCUCAUUAAGAAUGAACCUAUUAUGCAAUUGAUAAUAAAGAAGAUAUGUUCGAAAGGCUUUGCUCAAACUAAGAAUGAAUUACUUUGUCAAUGGUUUUACACUUGGUAUAAUCUAGAGUCUAUCACAGCAAAGAGAUUCGUUCUAGCAUUUGUACCAGCAUUCCUAUGGGUGUUCUUGUAUGGUCCAAGUCCAACUACACAUAUCGGCAUAGAGACAUGCAUGAUUGGCAUAUACAACCAUGAAUUGGUUGAUCGCGAAGGCAACGACAAUGUGUUCCAACCAGUCUCUGUUACUAUGCCCUCUUUUAUAUUCAAGUCGGUCACACCGGAUGCAGAGUCUGCUCUGACUGAAUCGACAUUGAAGCAGCUGAAUCUACAGUCUGUACCGGUGAUGGUUGAGCGUGCACUCACCAGAAUCGACGCAGUGACCACUGCCAAUCGCACACAGAUUCUGCGGACCAACAUUAAAGUAUACAACGCAAAUCUAACAUAUAUGCCAGAGAUAUCGAGAACCAUGUUUUGUGAGAUGUGUAUUCGUGUAUCGGCAACUGGCUAUCCAUUCUUACCAUUGGCACAAGACUCACCAUCUCAACACCAUCAUCAUAACAAUAACAACAACAACAACAACAUCAACGAACAAAGUAGCAGUAGUCUUGCAAGCAUGGUCAAGUCGAGUGAUGCGCUAUUUGAGGAGAGUGCACCAUUGUCACAGUCAGAGAAUCUUAUUGAAAGACAAAGAAAAGAAAGAGAAUCUCGUAAACAAUUUAGAAUGACAUCCUACUUGGAGUUGGACUACCAAUUGCAGAGUCAUCACAAUCAACAUCUCACCAAUGGCAAUGGAAACACUACACAUCAGCACACUACCAUCACCACCACCACCACUAACAACAGUAAAAUAGUUAAACGAUUAUAUAUAACAGAGAGUGUCUACAGGGAAUUGAUCACCGGUUUGACCUACUGUGCAUUCCAAGACUCUACAAAGUCAAUGGCAACCAUUGCACUUAAAUCGAUUAACCAGAGAGCAAGUCACGAUCUGGUACCAGAGAUAAUGCUAUAUUCAAACUCUGUAAUCAAUGUACUACAACAUCAACAUCAAAAUUAA
Heterostelium album PN500 is the source of this 3108-nucleotide messenger RNA. RefSeq lists its product as uncharacterized. Gene Ontology annotation, biological process: long-chain fatty acid metabolic process. The record is from RefSeq and is a predicted model, not a curated record. Bases 1 to 3108 code for a protein of 1035 amino acids. Gene Ontology annotation, cellular component: membrane; endoplasmic reticulum. Lineage: Eukaryota; Evosea; Eumycetozoa; Acytosteliales; Acytosteliaceae. Gene Ontology annotation, molecular function: long-chain fatty acid-CoA ligase activity. The transcript is spliced from 13 exons.